Acaulospora morrowiae is the source of this 208-nucleotide messenger RNA. Lineage: Eukaryota; Fungi; Glomeromycota; Glomeromycetes; Diversisporales; Acaulosporaceae. The record is from the annotation of a GenBank genome assembly.
CAGAUGCUACCGAAUAUCCUUUGGCCUACAUUAAACUUCAAACCGGUUACGAACAAUCGCCGGAGAUAUUUCGUGAGAUAAUGGAUUACGUUGCUAAUAAAGUAGCACCAUAUAAAAGGUUAAGGGAUGUAUUGUAUAUUGAUCAAAUACCUAAAAGUGCAUCGGGGAAGAUAUUAAGAAGGAUAUUGAGGGAGAAGGCUAAAUCAGA